CAAGUGAAAUGCACAGUUGCACAAUUGCAGUGCCAGCUACGAAGUUGCAUAGCUAGUCAGAUCUAAAUCAUUGAUCCCAAGUAUUCAAUGACCCGGAUCGAUCUACAUAGACUCUUAUAACAUGGUGGACUCACUGAAACACUGGCUAUAUAUAAGAGGAUAGGGUUUGCCUAGACAUCACAAAGAAUUGAAACACCAAAAGCUCCAAGCUAAGUCCAUAGCCAUGCCUGCACCAUCUGACCAUAAUGCCUCAAACUCUUUGUUACCUCACUAUCUACAAGAAGACUUUGGCACCCAAGGCUUCAGAGAACUGAUAAGUUCACUGCCCAAAGAGAAAGGAUGGCUCACUCCAAAUAUCUACAACUACAAAGGCUUCUGGUUCGGUGCCUUUCACCUUCAAGGCGCUCUGAGGUUCCAACAACAUUUCCAGGCUCAAGAUUCCGAUAUUCUCCUCAUUACCCUCCCUAAAUCCGGCACCAUCUGGUUAAAAGCUCUCAUAUUUGCAGUAAUCACUCGAAAACACUUCCUUGUGUCGCAAGAAACCCACCCUUUGCUCACAAACAACCCCCACGAGCUAAUUCCAUUUGUAGAUGUUUCUUAUGCUAGAGAAACCACCCCGGAUUUCCCUCUCAGUAAUGGGGUUAGGGUUCUUUCCACGCAUUUCCCGUACCCGUUUUUGCCGGAAUCUGUCCGGGAAAAGAAUUGCAAGCUGAUUUAUCUCUGCCGGAGCCCUAAGGACACGGUGGUGUCUUAUUGGCACUUUGCGAAUAAAAUGAGGGGAGAGAAAUCAGAGAAUAAUAAGGAAAUGAAAGAGAUAUCGCUUGAAGAGGCAGUAGAGAAUUAUUGCCGGGGAGUGAGCCUUGGAGGGCCGUUUUGGGAUCAUACUUUGGGGUACUGGAAUCAGAGUUCGGAGAAUCCUAGGAAGGUGUUGUUCGUGAAGUACGAGGAAAUUAAGGAGGAGCCCGAGGCUCAUCUGAGGAGAUUGGCGGCGUUCUUGGGGUGCCCGUUUUCCAAGGAGGAAGAAAAGGGUGGGGUGGUGGGUGAAAUCUUGAGGCUUUGCAGCUUUGAUAACCUGAGCGGCUUGGAGGUUAACCGGAGCGGUAAGGGCGUGUUUGGGAACAACAAUAGUGUGAUGUUCAGGAAAGGUGAGGUUGGGGAUUGGAGGAACCAUUUGACAGAUGAAAUGGCCAGCAGAAUUGAUCAGAUUGUUGAAGAAAAGUUCAAUGGAUCAGGGCUCAAGCCUUGAAUGAUCACAAAUUUUCAUAAGUAUGGGUGUUAUUAGGGGAAAAUCACAAGGUUCAAUCAUCACUAAAAGUGCUAGUUUUCUUUAUUUAUAAGUGUGUUCACUAUUUUUAUAUAUUGUCAAUGCAUUUCUUUUGUUGCAAAUUA
Ipomoea triloba (trilobed morning glory) is the source of this 1389-nucleotide messenger RNA. RefSeq names its product cytosolic sulfotransferase 12-like. The transcript has a single exon. Bases 224 to 1246 code for a protein of 340 amino acids. Gene Ontology annotation, cellular component: cytoplasm. Gene Ontology annotation, molecular function: sulfotransferase activity. The record is from RefSeq and is a predicted model, not a curated record. NCBI's taxonomy places the organism in Eukaryota, Viridiplantae, Streptophyta, Magnoliopsida, Solanales, Convolvulaceae. Gene Ontology annotation, biological process: sulfation.